AUGUCUGCAACCCAGUUGCUCAACCCGAAAGCCGAGUCGAGGCGGAGGGGUGAGGCCUUGAAGGUGAACAUCAGCGCCGGAGAGGGUCUGCAGGAUGUUCUCAAGUCGAACUUGGGUCCGUCGGGAACUUUGAAGAUGUUGGUGGACGGUGCCGGCGGAAUCAAGUUGACCAAGGAUGGAAACGUAUUGUUGCGGGAAAUGCAAAUUCAAAACCCCACGGCUGUCAUGAUUGCCCGCGCUGCGACGGCACAAGAUGAUAUCACUGGUGAUGGGACAACGUCGGUCGUGCUGUUGGUGGGAGAGCUUCUGAAGCAGGCAAACCGCUUCAUUUCGGAGGGGCUGCACCCUCGAGUGAUUACCGAUGGCUACGAGAUUGCAAAGACCGAGACUAUCAAGUUCCUCGAUCAAUUCAAGCUCGAGCGCACAAUUGACCGAGAGCUGCUGAUCUCGGUCGCCCGCACCUCCCUCUCCACGAAAUUGAACCACGCCCUGGCCGAGAAACUCACUCCCGACAUUGUGGACGCCGUGCUCGCCAUCCAUCGCGCCCCUGAGAAGCCGGAUCUGCACAUGGUUGAGAUCAUGACGAUGCAGCACCGGACAUCGUCGGACACCCAGCUGAUUCGCGGUCUCGCUUUGGACCACGGCGCCAGGCACCCCGACAUGCCGAAGCGGGUGGAGAAUGCUUUCAUUUUGACACUGAAUGUCAGCCUGGAAUACGAGAAGUCGGAGAUCAACUCUGGUUUCUACUAUUCGAGCGCGGAGCAGCGCGACAAACUCGUGGAGAGCGAGCGCAAGUUCGUCGAUGCCAAACUGCAGAAGAUUGUGGAGCUCAAGAAGGCGGUUUGUGGCAACGACCCGAAGAAGGGAUUCGUCGUCAUCAACCAGAAGGGUAUUGAUCCGCUCAGCUUGGAUGUUCUGGUCAAGAACGGUAUCAUGGCUCUUCGGAGAGCCAAGCGGCGGAACAUGGAGCGUCUGCAGCUGGUUUGCGGUGGUGUUGCCCAGAACAGCGUGGAGGACAUGACGCCUGAUGUUCUCGGGUGGGCCGGUCUGGUCUACGAACACCAGCUGGGCGAGGAGAAGUACACCUUUGUCGAGGAGGUCAAGGAUCCCAAGUCUGUGACCAUCCUUAUCAAGGGCCCCAACGGGCACACCAUUGCCCAGGUCAAGGAUGCCGUCCGCGAUGGUCUGCGCUCCGUCUACAACACGAUCGUGGACGGCUGCGUCAUUCCGGGCGCGGGCUCGUUCCAAGUCGCAGUCUCCGAGCACCUGACGUCUCAGGAAUUCCGCAAGAGCCUUCGGGGCAAGACGCAGCGGGGUGUGGAUGCGUUCGCCGAAGCUAUGCUGGUGAUUCCCAAGACGCUCGCUGCCAACUCGGGCCACGACAUUCAGGACGCGGUGACGGAGUUGCAGGAUGAGACCCGACAGGGCAAUCUGGUCGGUCUGGAUCUGACGACGGGCGAACCCAUGGACCCGGUGCAGGCUGGUAUCUUUGACUCGUACCGUGUGCUGCGGAACUGCAUUGCUUCCAGCACGGGCAUUGCCUCCAACCUUCUUCUGUGCGACGAGCUGCUCAAAGCCCGGCAGAUGAGCAAGUCGGGUGGGCCAGGUGGUAUGGAGGAGUAA
This is a messenger RNA of Penicillium lagena, 1623 nucleotides long. Its product is annotated as chaperonin-containing T-complex subunit CCT6. Gene Ontology annotation, biological process: protein folding. Lineage: Eukaryota; Fungi; Ascomycota; Eurotiomycetes; Eurotiales; Aspergillaceae. Gene Ontology annotation, molecular function: ATP-dependent protein folding chaperone; ATP binding; ATP hydrolysis activity. Gene Ontology annotation, cellular component: chaperonin-containing T-complex. The coding region runs from base 1 to 1623 and encodes 540 amino acids. The record is from RefSeq and is a predicted model, not a curated record. The transcript is spliced from 7 exons.